GGGAAAUCGGCGCCUUUCCACAUCGCUAAUAUUUCUGCAUAGAUACCCCGAGAGCAGUUAAAAUUAUCUGAAACCAACACAACCCUUCAGCUACAUAGAAGAAGGAAAAGCAAAAAUAAAAAAUGACUCGCCCGCCCCACUCAACCCACCAAACCACCACCCCGGGAUACGACAAACUCGCCGCCCUGAUGGCCCUGGACCCGGGGUCCAGCAUCUUCCGGCGGUUUGCCAAACUCAACGCCAAGAACCUUUUGUACCUCCAGGCGGAGCUGGUCUACCUGCAGACGGACCUGGACGAAUGUGUCCAGAGAGACCACCGGUCCAGCUCGGACGAGAAGCGCGCCUACGCGUUCUCCGUGUGGCGGCUGCAGGAGUCGCUAGAUCAAUCCGAGGAGGAGUAUCCGUCGCAGUGGCGGAAGGUGCUGGAGGCGCGGGCGCUGUUGAGGGAGUAUAAUGAAGCCCUCCUCCAACAAGCGCAACUCCUCCGCUUCAGUGCCCCGGACCCUAGCGACCUUGAGGUCUUCAAGGAAUGGCUCCUGCGCGAAGAAGCCAGUCACUACCAAAAGUUCCGUCCCAUGUACCAGUGGCAUGAGAACGAGCCGGACCUGAUCGCCCUGUGCAGUCGCCACGAGGGCGCCGAUUCGUUCACGCGCUGGGUGUAUCGAUCCGUCAUUCCCUGGUUCCAUCGGCGCUGGGGGGUGAACGAUCUAAAUCGAAGAAACCACGCCACCGACGUCUGGUACUACAACAACCGCACCAUCAAGAGCCGCACCUACGUGGCCAGCCUGCUGGUUGCGGGGUUUCUGCCGGCCUCGUCCAUGAUUGCGCUGUACUUCCUGCGGAAUAUGGUUGCGCGGCUGGUGACGAUCUUCGUCUAUAAUAUGGUGUUUGUCCUCGUUAUGGGGCUGAUGGUGAAGGCGAGAAAGGUGGAUAUCUUUGCGACGGCGACGGCGUUUGCAGCGGUGCAGGUGGCCAUGAUUACGAAUGGGAACGGGAGUGGAAAUUAAAUGCGACCAUGUAGGAGUUGUUUGGUUUGCUGUAGAAGGGUUCGGAAGAUACUAUGACUCGAUUGGUGGUUUUGUUUCAAGCUUAACUCUGUUGUUAUAGGUAUACUCGGCUAGUGAAUUCAUGGUUUGGGAAAAUUCUGAUGACGAAUCGCUAGAGCCGUGCGCCAGACUGUCACAGAAUAGUACGGAUGGGUAGAUCUACCACAGCAAAAUGAGCGCGGCCACUGCCACAAGACGGGCACGGCCCCGAGACGGAGCCCUGGACGUCACUAGCCACAUUCCACCCGCCACACCCACCUCGCGGCAUUGAUUGUCCAUGUGACCAAAGUGUUAAUCAUCUUAUACUAUCGCCAUGCCGAAGCCGCAACUUCUUUUUCAUUAGAUACGAUUUUCUCCUCCCCAAAGAACAAGGUAGAGGCUGCUCAGCCUGCUCGUUCGUGUUCAUAAAUAGUCCACCCAUUUCUAAUAUUGACGCCAAUCAAGACUGCCAUGCG
Messenger RNA from Aspergillus aculeatus ATCC 16872, 1501 nucleotides. RefSeq lists its product as uncharacterized. The coding region runs from base 123 to 1007 and encodes 294 amino acids. The transcript has 4 exons. Lineage: Eukaryota; Fungi; Ascomycota; Eurotiomycetes; Eurotiales; Aspergillaceae. The record is from RefSeq and is a predicted model, not a curated record.